This is a messenger RNA of Drosophila busckii, 1440 nucleotides long. RefSeq lists its product as uncharacterized. NCBI's taxonomy places the organism in Eukaryota, Metazoa, Arthropoda, Insecta, Diptera, Drosophilidae. The coding region runs from base 234 to 1340 and encodes 368 amino acids. The record is from RefSeq and is a predicted model, not a curated record. The transcript is spliced from 2 exons.
AAUUGAGAAUUAAGUUAUUACAUUGGCUAAUAACAUGAAAUAAAUAAAGUUUCUUUCUGUCGUUAGUCAAUGUAAACAUUUUUGAAUGUGCCGGGAAUACUUUAUACUUGAUAAUUAUCGAUAUACAUUAGAAUCAAAAACUCGGUCAGCUGUUUUGCAAAGUUGGAAGAAGAAGAAAUUCACGCCGUCGGAAAAUAUUUUGCUUUGAGGAUUUUACGCAUAUUUUGUAAAAUAUGACUACCUUGGCUGAUGGAAAAGUGAGUCUCAGGAAGCUGGAAUAUCCGAAAUGUGCAGUAGAAGCGCUUUCCCGUUUAGAGGGCUUAAUUGCAAGCCGAAAUAAACAGAACUUGGUCAUGCAGAUGAUUUCCGAGUUUAUUUUUCUCGAGCGCUGCAAGGAUGGGGAAGGGCGGAAAAUGCAGCCUUUGGCUGUGAUAAGUCAGAUGAAUAUAUAUCAAGAGUUCCAGCUGAUAUUGGCGCUAAUUGAGUACUUUUCGCGACCCGGCCGAGAUGCCACAAGGAAUGCUAUAUUCUUAUCACUUUUUGGCAGCCAUUUAACACCCCAACGCUCCAGACUGCUUUGUAGGCUGAUCAGCACAGCUGUGUCUGGAUCUGUUGCUCCACUGCUUUCUUCAGCUGGCACAUGGAUGCAACAAGUUGGUUGCAAGACACCUCCAAGUCUGGAGGUUGCACAGAAUAUAGUUAGCGAUUUUAUUGCCUUUUCCCGCAAAACUCCAGAACAAUUAAAACAACUGCCUAUGGUUGGUCCACACUUUGCGGCCAAUUUUAUGGUUGCCGUUGCGGAUCUUUACAUGAACGAGAAGCGUGCAGGUGUCUUAACUCCUCCACCCGACGCGUUAUUGGAUGCAAUAACAGAGUGGACUACAGAAAAUCCAUUGUUAUGUCAAGCCCCGCAACAACCGCUUGUGUUACCAGCUGGUGCCAUUGCGAUGCCAUUUGCUACGCCAUUAGCUGGCCUGUUACGCUGGGUGGUUCUAGCACCGUUGGUCUCAAAUCGACCAACAUAUAGUCAGCUGCAUUUAUCAUUAUUACAAACGCUACUACACUUGGUUAACAGCGGUGAAUCCACUCCCUUGCACUCUCAGGAUCUGAUGGAAAUUGUAACAUCAUUGAGAAAAUAUUGCUCACGCCUCACUGAGGCGAAAGUGGCUCCAGAAGAGGAUGAAGCUUAUAUAAAGUGCAUGGAACGCUUUGCUCAAGCCGUGCAGAUAGCUCUGGCCACUAACUGCAUUACCAAUCAGAUUCAACUGUUUUGUGUUCUUGAAACAUUGCCGCCACACACACUAAUGGGAAUUGUGCUAGCGACGCACAAGAAGCUAUAGAUGUAAAUUGAAAUUUUUGCGGAUAAAAUACAUCAACAAGCUUGUACGUAUUUCUUAAAUAUUUGUAUGAAGUAUUUGAAGUAUUUUUAAAACGACAGAA